AUGUUUAGAUCUGGUCUAGAAAUUCCUAAUGGACUUUUACCUUCUGAAGUACCUCAAAUGAUCCUUCUAACAUUUGAAGGCCCAAUAAUUGAUCAAACUUUUCUGUUAUACAAAUCUUUGUUCGGUGGAAUAUAUCGCAAUCCAAAUGGUUGUCCAAUCACGAGUACUUUUUUUAUAUCAAAUAAAUGGAAUAAUUAUGAUCAUACCCAAUGGUUGAUGGAUUUUGGCCAUGAAAUCGCUGUGAAUUCAGUAUCAUAUGAAAAUUUGGAUAACGCAACAGUUACACGUUGGGAGGAAGAAAUAGUUGGAAUGCGCAGUGCAUUACAACAUUUUAGUCAUGCAAAAGCAAGCGAUAUUUUAGGUGUACGAGCACCUAAACUUAGGUUUGGAGGUGAUAAUCAACUGGAUGUAAUGGAAAAGUUUGGUUUUGUGUAUGAUAAUUCGAUGAUUACGAGUGGUGGACCAUUUUGGCCACAAACUCUUGCUUAUCGAACAGCUUGGGAAUGUUUAUCAAAAUUUUGUCCAAAUAAAGCACAUCCAAAACUUUGGGAAAUUCCAAUUAAUCCUUUGAAAUUUCUGAAUUCACAAAAUGAAUUCAAUAUGCUUACAGAAGCCAUUACACGUAAGCAUUCUUCUAGUGAAAUAGCCACAAUAUUGGAAUUCAACUUAAACCGAUCUUACAAUUAUAACAGAGCUCCGUUUUUGCUUACUAUUGAUAAUGAUUUCUUCACGUUAUUACCUGAAAAACGAGCUAUUUCCGCUCUGAAAUUAUUCAUCCAUAACGCAUUAAAGAAGUCCGACAUUUAUAUGAUAACAAUAAAACAAGCAUUACAAUGGAUUAAACAACCGACACGCUUAAUGGAUAUUCAUAACUUCGAGGCAUGGCAGUGUAAUCAGCUAGUCACAGGUGACCUUCGACCCUGUCAAGUUAGUUUCUUGAGCUCUUGA
This is a messenger RNA of Thelazia callipaeda (thelaziosis nematode), 948 nucleotides long. The record is from the annotation of a GenBank genome assembly. Lineage: Eukaryota; Metazoa; Nematoda; Chromadorea; Rhabditida; Thelaziidae.